Messenger RNA from Nycticebus coucang (slow loris), 7129 nucleotides. RefSeq names its product solute carrier family 36 member 1 (gene SLC36A1). The record is from RefSeq and is a predicted model, not a curated record. Gene Ontology annotation, molecular function: glycine transmembrane transporter activity; L-alanine transmembrane transporter activity; amino acid:proton symporter activity. Gene Ontology annotation, biological process: glycine transport; proton transmembrane transport; proline transmembrane transport. Bases 214 to 1662 code for a protein of 482 amino acids. Gene Ontology annotation, cellular component: vacuolar membrane. NCBI's taxonomy places the organism in Eukaryota, Metazoa, Chordata, Mammalia, Primates, Lorisidae. The transcript is spliced from 11 exons.
GCGGCUGCCGCUGCCUCCCGGGAGGAUGGCUAGUGGUCGGUGCUGAAGCAAGGGGGCGAGGGCGGACUGUGUUGAAGCCAGAGCCGGAGCCGGAGCUGGGACCAGAACCGGAGCCGUGAGUCCCUGUGCUGACCUGCUCCGGCUGGUGGCGCUCCCCGCCUUCCGCAGGACCCACCUCGCCCUCCUCCGGGCGUAGCAGAUGCUCCAGCUGCCAUGUCCACGCAGAGACUUCGGAACGAAGACUACCAUGACUACAGCUCCACGGACGGGAGCCCCGAGGAGAGCCCAUCGGACGGCCUCAGCAACCCCACCUCUCCUGGCUCCUACCAGCGCUUUGGGGAAAGCAGCAGCACAACAUGGUUCCAGACCUUGAUCCACCUAUUAAAAGGCAACAUUGGCACCGGACUCCUGGGGCUGCCUCUGGCAGUGAAAAACGCAGGCAUCUUGAUGGGCCCCCUCAGCCUGCUGGUGAUCGGCAUUGUGGCCGUGCACUGCAUGGCCAUCCUGGUGAAAUGUGCUCACCACUUCUGCCACAGACUCAACAAAUCCUUUGUGGACUAUGGGGACACCGUGAUGUAUGGACUGGAAUCCAGCCCCUGCUCCUGGCUCCGGAACCAUGCGCACUGGGGAAGGCACAUUGUGGACUUCUUCCUGAUUGUCACUCAGCUGGGAUUCUGCUGUGUCUAUUUUGUGUUUCUGGCUGACAACUUUAAACAGGUGAUAGAAGCAGCCAAUGGGACCACCAACAACUGUCACAGUAACGAGACAGUGAUUCUGACCCCCACCAUGGACUCGCGGCUCUACAUGCUCUCCUUCCUGCCCUUCCUGGUGCUGCUGGUCUUCGUCCGGAGCCUCCGAGCCCUGUCCAUCUUCUCCCUGUUGGCCAACAUCAGCAUGCUGGUCAGCCUGGUCAUGAUCUACCAGUUCAUCGUUCAGAGGAUCCCAGACCCGACCCACCUGCCCUUGGUGGCCCCCUGGAAGACCUACCCGCUCUUCUUUGGCACAGCCAUUUUUGCAUUUGAAGGCAUUGGGAUGGUUCUGCCCCUUGAAAAUAAAAUGAAGGAUCCCCAGAAAUUUCCACUCAUCCUAUAUGUGGGUAUGAUCAUCGUCACCGUCCUCUACAUCAGCCUGGGCUGUCUUGGGUACUUGCAGUUUGGAGCUAACAUCCAAGGCAGCAUAACCCUCAACCUGCCCAACUGCUGGUUGUACCAGUCGGUGAAGCUGCUGUACUCCAUCGGGAUCUUUUUCACCUACGCGCUCCAGUUCUACGUCCCGGCUGAGAUCAUCAUUCCUUUCUUUGUCUCACGCGUACCCCAGCGCUGCGCAUUAGUGGUAGACCUGUUUGUGCGCACGGUGCUCGUCUGCCUGACAUGUGCUGAAUUUGAUGCCCAGGGAGGGGACCUCUCCCAGCUCUGGGGAGUCUUGAACAGGUAUGUCCUCUCUCCCUGCAGGUGUCUUGGCCAUCCUCAUCCCCCGCCUGGACCUGGUCAUCUCCCUGGUGGGCUCCGUGAGCAGCAGCGCCUUGGCCCUCAUCAUCCCACCCCUCUUGGAGAUCACCACCUACUACUCAGAGGGCAUGAGCCCCCUCACCAUCACCAAGGACGCCCUAAUCAGCAUCCUGGGCUUCGUGGGCUUUGUGGUGGGGACCUACGAGGCCCUUAGUGAGCUGAUCCAGCCAAUCAAUGCUCCCACUCUCAUCAAUGCCACCCGCGCCUUUAUAUAAUGAUCUGUGUGCACCUCCGCACUGUCUACCCCAUCCCCAAUGCGUCCCCCAGUAUCUGACCCCAGAGCUUCAGAUCUGAUCCAGGCUCUGGGGAAAGGCAGGGUCACUGUCGGGGAACCCCUCUAUGUGGCCCGUAGGUACUUUGGGCCAAGUAAGCCUGAGGGCAGGAGAGGGUGGGGCACAGACUUGCGGUAGAUAACCUUCGUGACAGUGCUGUCAUCCUUCAUUCAUACUUCUUUUAACCCAGAAUUCUUCAGUUCUUUCCCUCACACCUUCUCCAUCCUCCACCAAAUUAUUCCUGUUGCACAGCUCACUUUAUUUAAAACUUUUAGGGCCCCUCCCCCACCUCUUGUCUUCUCCUUUCCUGGGCCAGGCUGAGAUGAAAUAAGUGGGCACUAUUCCCCCUCCUCAUAAAGCUGAUCCUCUUCCUUAUCUUUCUCCCAAAUAUUGUACCUCAGUGUUCUCCCUAGUCAAGUCUUGGGGGGCUGGACCUACCAGAUGAUUUAAAACCAGCCCACCAGACUGGAGUUUUUAACUUUCCUCUCUGACUUGCUGGGACCCCCAGGGCAACACCUUCUCUUCUCUGGAUUCUUCAGUAUGGGUCACAACACUGUAUUCUUAGUUGCUUUAGCUCUUAAAAGACAUAUGAAGUGCUGCCUAAACUGAAAGUAUUUAUAUGUUAUUUAAAAUUAGCUUUCUGUUUUUAGACUCUGUCUCUAGAUCUGGGGUUAUUAUGAACUGUUUCUUUCUCAGUAAACUUUUAUUCAGCUUCUCCUGCUGAAAAGAACCUUGCUCCAGGAAAUGUCAGUCUUAGCUGAGGACCCCAGAGGUUUUAAUCAGGAUCCUCUAAAAGUGUACCUCUCUGGGAGGCAUGGGUUUUGCCUCCCGCUGACCAGCCUGGUCUCAUGCUGAAAAGCUAUUGGAGGACUCAGGAAAUCUCGUGAGUACCCUGGAUUGAGGGAGGGUGGCUGAGUGGGAGAUGUAGAAAAUGGUUGCUUUGUGUUCAGGCCCAUUUUCCAGCCUCAGCCCCCACCGAGCUAAGAGGAUGGCAGCCCUUGGUGGCUGUCAUGCAAGGAAGACACCCACACUGUUGCCACGGAUCAGAUAUUGAGGUCAGUGUGCACAGAAAGCGUGAAAUUAAGUUCAUAAACUUCACAGCAGCUGGUCUGACACUACGCAUGGUGCUUGUUUACAAUCGGGGGGGAUGGGGCAGGACCAGUACCCACCCUGCCUCUGUGACCUGAACUUCGGCAAGAACCACUGAACACUAAUUGGGACCCCUGUUUUCUCCCCAGUUGUGCCUCCCUGAGUCUGGCAAACAGCCCCGGGCGGCUCACCUCAAGGCCAGACCUGAGAUUUGGGGCAAACUGCAGAGAAGGCAGGAGGAUGCAUUGCUGGGCUUGGGGGUGCCUGCUCUUCCUUUCCUCCAGGCGUGGGCAGUAUUUCAGAAUGGCGUUCAUUAACUACCCAGCUUCUGCUGUGAGCAGGCGUCGUGGCUGUGUGUGUACAGAGCGGACUCUCGCCUCCGCUCCCAUCACCAGGUUCUUGCUUACCUGGAGAUAAAGUUCACCUUGCCAGUUGGUUAAGGGAGAGCAGCAAAAAUGUAUCAGGGUUUUGUUUUUUGUGUUUCACCAAAGUUCAUAAGGGGCUCCGUUGUGGCCCCAGCUUUUUCUUUCUCUUCUGUUCAAAGCCAAUAGAGCGGAAUUGAGGUGAAGGGACAGGAAAAGGGGACUCUCACUGAAGUGAGUCCUAACCUGCCUAGUAAUGUAUAAUAUUAACUUAAGAAGAUGUCAUCACUGUUCUCCCUUAGGAGAGUGACACUUUCUACCCACCUUUUCUGCUGUUUGGUGGGUUCUAACAGGUGCUUUUGUGACCAAGAAUCUAGCCGGGAGCAGCAGAGGCCCUACCCUCUGAAGCCUAAGGCUUGGAAUUACCAAAGUGGGCUCAAGUGUGCUGUCAUCUCCUGUUGCCAAGCUUGGGCUCUGGGGGCCCACCCAUAGCCUAGCUGGCUGCCUCCAGCAGUGCUAAGAAUUGUUUUCAUUGAAAGGUAUGUGCCAGUUGAAGGGGCCAGACUUGUGUACUGCCCCCAGGUUCCUUGGUGGAGGCUCCUGUGUACUCAGAGUUGCUCGAGGCAGUCCUGUUUGGGUGAGUUCUGAGAUUGGGACCACGAUGCUGGAAACUGAGGACUGGACAACGGCAUACUGGGAUUCCCUGGCUCCAGCUCUUAGCAAACUGCAGGUUAUUUAUUGCUUUAAGCCCCUUGGCCCUGAGAGCCUGGUGUGUAGGAGGGCUGCCUCUAGCUUAAAGGAUCCUGGAAGCUGAUCUGUCCUGGUCUGUUUGAUCUUAUUCCUGUGUUCCUGCUACACUGACAGCCUAACUGCAUGGCUCCUUUUGAAGACCCAGGCAAGGCAGAUCCAGUCAGAGGGCCUUCUUGGCUGUGCAGCUGAGCAGCUCUUGAGCAUUAAGGAAAAGGUCAGCCAGAGGAAAGUUGUGGGAGGAAGCCCUCCCUCCUCUUCUGCCACCGAUAGGGCUUCUUGAGGCAGAGAGCCCUCCCUGGAAUCUUCCCACUGCUGUUGGGAAACAGCCUGAGCCUUUCCCCAUGCCCUGACUCUGCUGCCUGGUGAAAAGGCACCAGGACAGGUGGAAAUCGGAUCGUGGAACUACAGAGCAAAGGCUUUCUGGAGUGUUAGGCUGUAUCUGCUGCAGCAACGGCAAACUGGGUUUUCUGGGCAGAUGCUGUUGUGCCCUGUGCCCCUGCCACCAUCCCCCCAGUUUCUAUGAGCCCAGAGGUAAUAGCUUUCUCAGAGCCCCCUGUGGUUCUCUCCUCCAAAUGCUGCUGUUGUGAGCAGGUAGCUCUCAGCGGUGGUGUCUCUCCUCAAUGCGAGCACUUGCUGGGAAGAUUGUGACCUGGUAUUUUCUGUUCACUCUGCCUAGGAGUUGUCACCCUUCACAAGUGGCAUUAUGUAUAUUGUGCUGCUGUCCAGCUGCUGGGAACCCUUCAUCUGCACAAAUCCUGGCCAGAUGUGUAGAAAGGUGUGACAUGUUUUAGCUUAGACCCACUCUUGCCUGACUCACCUCUGUUGCCAGAUUCAUUGGCUGAUGUUAACUGCUCGCUGUUGACCCUGUGAUGGGUAGAAUGUGCAGUUGUAUGCCUCCUCUUAAGGUGUCCAUACCAAACGAGUGCAUUAGAAAAAUCAUUUCUCCCUCCCUGUUCUCUCAUCUUACUUUUUUUCUCAAAUUUCUCCCUUCUUAGACUGUCAUCCCUAUUUAACACUAAUGUUCACCUCAUGCUUUUUGGAAAUGUAAAAAAUCUUAAUCUAUGUCUGUUUACAGCUCUCUCUGUUCAUUGUCCCAGCACAGGGAUCGUAUCAUGGGUUUAUUGUGUAGCUGAGAGAUGUUAAGGCAGGCCUCUGCCGUGGCUCCUGGUGGGAACACAAUGUUGUCUGAGGAGACACAGAGUCCAAGUGCCAGGACUUAAUGAUUAGGAGGUUGACUUCAAGUCUGCCUUAGAAUUUAAUUUUCCAAAAUACAUUACAAAUCUCUGAGACCAUAAGGGGAAAAAGAAGGGUUUGAUUUGCCUUUGAAAUCAUGGUUAAUACUCUUAGGUGGUUUGUCUGGCUGAUUACAAGACUGUUUGCUGUGACAGCAUCAACCUGUUACAUUUCUUCCCUUUGUUUUGUACCACUGGGUCAUUCCCUGGCCAGGGGAUAUCAAUGGUGCUCAUGGGAGGUUUUUGGAGUAAGGGAGGUGGGAAAUGAGGGGAAGGUGCCUGUCAUGAGCUAUGCCCUUUAAUUUCAACCAAGGUGGUGCUGGGGAAGCUAUUUUAGUGAAUAAUAAAAUCAGGUGACUCUAUUUUAAAGCAUGUCAGUGGAUGUGUGAAUGAGAGGAGUAAGAAAAACAGCUGUACAGCAGGUCUUGAUAACUAAAAAGUACGUGUGUGUUGUGCGCCUACGUGGAUGUGUAUUCUCGGCAUGGUACGUGUAGAGAUGUGGAUCGUGCCAGAGCUUGUAGAUCUCAUUUUGGGUUCUGCAUAUGGAUUGUGUGUUAAACUUUUCCUUUUCAAUAAAUGAAUUUUAUUUUUUAUUUUUGAGAGGUUGCAGUUUGUGUCUCUGUUUUUAUGUUUUUUGUUUUUUGUUUUUUUUUUCCCUUUUUACAUCACUCAAAUUGCUUUGCAAGAUGUUAGGUUAAAAUGUUUCUAGUUUAUGCCACAAAGUUCCUAGUGGGGAGUAUUCUAACAGUAGAACCAUCCCUGGAAUCAAGAUGUUCCUGUGAGGAAAGGGACCAGGACAUUUUUUUUUCUUUCUCCCUUCCCUAAAUCACCUGCUUCCCUUGAAAACUUCCACCCUGUCUGUGCAUACCAGAUGACCCCACAUAACAAGGGGGGUGGUUAGUUUUUUGUAUCAACUUGGCUAUUCACUCAAACAUUAAUCUAGGUAUGGCUGUUAAGGUGUUCUGUAAAUGUGGUUAAUAUCUCAUCAGUUGCCUUUAAGUAAAAAGAGAUUAGUCUCAAUAAUGUGGAUGGGCCACAUCCAAUCAGUUCAAAGGCCUUUAGAGCAAAGCUGUGGUUUCCUUAAAGGAGAAAUUGCCUCAUGGCAAUGUUGGCCAAGUGGACCCCAGAAAAUCUUAAAAACUGGCUUCCCAGCCAUGACAGGACAAAAGACCAGACAUGCCUCAUGAUACCACCUCCCUUUUGUGAUUUAGAUACAGCACCUGACCAGCAUUAAUGUUAAAAGAGAGAUCAUAAGACUGAAAGGAUCGAUUCUUUGUGGUAGUAAAAUACCAAAUUAUAAACAGGAUCUAAGACCAUACCAGGCAAGGGUUAAGUCACGCACCCCAACUCCUAAAUAGUAAACUACACUAGGUUCUGACUGCUACAAGGAUUUUCUUUCUCUCUAACAACUAAAAAAACACUGGCCUUGAGAUAAGCAAUAUUAAAACAAUUCCAGCUCAUCCACCUCCAGACUGACUCCCACCCCUAGAAGCCAUAACUACAGCUUUGGUUGUAUGAGAGACUGAUUGCAGUUACCUUUUCCUGAUAAUGGCCCACUGGCGAUGGACUGGUUCUAGCCAAUUUAAUAGAAGCUGUGCACUUGAGCGCCUUGUGUCCUGAAAAGCCAUUUUGACCCACAAGGAUCUAAUUGUACCAGAUUUAAAUGUUAGGUCUCCUCCCCAAAUUGAACAUGGGUCUUACGUAACAUGCAUGUUUAUCCAGUACGCAUGUACCAGGGCAAGGUUCAUGAAUAUUCAUGGACCUCCUCUUGAAUAACCUGUUGAAUAUGUACACUUGGCUGACCUGUUCAGCUUAAAUUUCCCUCCCUUUCUCAAAGUGCCUGUAUCUCAUCUUAGCCUGAGGCUAUGCUUUCUAGCCUGUCAGAACGGUCACCUUGCAGGCUGUAACCCUUUAUA